Molecule: messenger RNA, 827 nt
Organism: Condylostylus longicornis
Lineage: Eukaryota; Metazoa; Arthropoda; Insecta; Diptera; Dolichopodidae
Product: chymotrypsin-1-like
Exons: 1
Coding region: 33-827 (264 amino acids)
Biological process (GO): proteolysis
Molecular function (GO): serine-type endopeptidase activity
Source: RefSeq, a predicted model, not a curated record
AGGAAAACCUGCCAUAUCAAAAACUGGAAAAAAUGUUCAAAAUAAUUUUAACAUUUCUUUUAACUACUCAAACAUUUGCUUCACAAAUUGAGGUCUUAUAUCCUCCCCAACCAAACCGUGGACGUAUUUUUGGUGGUCAAGAUGUCCCAGACGGUGUGGCACCAUAUCAAGUAUCAUUACAAAAAUCAUAUAAAGGAUCACAUUAUUGUGGUGGAGCAAUUAUUGAUGAGCAUUGCGUUUUAACAGCCGCACAUUGUCUUGAAAACGGAUGGUCUAGUACAUAUGUAAUGGUUGGUUCACAAACAUUAUCAAAAGAAGGUAAAAAAUAUCAAGGAAAUUUUUCAAUGACUCAUUCAAAUUUUAACAAACCAAAAUACCACAAUGAUAUUGGUAUUAUAUGUGUUUAUGAAAAGUUUGAAUUUAACAGUAAAGUUCAGCCUAUUCCACUCAAUGAUCAUAAACUAAUUGCUGGCGAUAUUUUAACGUUAACCGGUUGGGGCAGAUCAAGUUUUGGUAGUCCCGAUAAAUUGCAAAUUUUAAAUGUUAGCUUUGUUCCAUACGAUGAAUGUAAAAAAAGGCAUGGUAUGCAUGGAUCAUGGGUUGGUGAAGGCCAUGCAUGCACACUAAAUAAAGCUGGUGAAGGUACAUGUAAUGGUGAUUCUGGUGGUCCAUUAAUUCUUAAUGACAAAAUAGCUGCAAUAGUUAACUGGGGACAACCCUGUGCACUUGGUUUACCAGAUGUUCAUGCCGAUGUUUAUUAUUAUUAUGAAGAUUUUAUUAAACCAUCAUUAGAGCAAUACAAAAAACGUAGAUAUAAGUUGUUUUAA